AUGGACGACACGGCACAGCGCAGUCUGCUUCUAUGGGUGCAAAGUUUUCACGAGAAGCUCGCGACGGACACGCAGAUCUCGAGCCUCGAGGACCUCUGCGACGGCGUCUUCUUGUCAAAGAUCAUGCACCACAUUGACUCGGAGUACAUGAACUUGGAGCAGAUCAACGAACAGUCUGGCGGCAACUGGGCACUCAAGUUGAACAACCUCAAGACGGUACUGCGAGCUGUGGAGCUGUUUUACACGGACGAGCUGGGCCAGACCUGUCACGCAGACGAAUUGGUGGACCCGCUCGUGAUUGCAAAAGAAAACAAUGUGCACGAGGUGUGCAAGCUCACGGAGUUGUUACUGGGCUGCGCCGUCCAGUGUCUGAACAAGUCCGAGUAUAUCCAUCCCAUUAUGCAGAUGGCUGCGUCUGAACAGGCUAGCUUGAUGCACGCGAUCGAAAAGCUCAUGCACCGGUUUCAGCCCACGUCUCCUAGUAUCGCGUCGAAUCCAGGUCGUCGCGACUCACUGAUCUACAGGGCGUCUUUUGACGAGGUAACGCCUCCAUCUUCGUCAGUGUCAGUCUCUGCGUCAACUACAGAAAGCUCUGCUGAGGCACUAGCCGCACAACUUGCUCAAGCGCUUGAGCGGAGCUCCUCAAUGGAGCUCCGAUAUUUGGAUAUGGAGCGCGAGAAGCGUCAAUUGACGGAGCGUUUCGAACGCACGCUGACGGAGCAUCGAGAGCUUGUCGACAAGUACACGGUCCUCGAAAGUGAACGUGAUCAGUUGCGCGGUGAACGCCAGAAUACGCUUGCUCGUGACAACAAAAAGAUUCAACAAAUCGUAGACAAUGAGGUUCACGCGCUCCAGAUGCAGCUAGAAGAGAAGGACCUGGAAUUGAAUCGGGUGAAGCGCGAGUCUGGGGAACGCCUGAUGAUGCUGGAGAAUGAAGUCCGCCGUCAAGCUGACGAGCUCGACAUUUCGCGCUCGAAACUUGGCUCGCUGAACAAACUUGAAGCUAGCAUGAUCAAGUACAAGAAGAAAUUAGAAGAAAUGAACUCGCUGCGUAGUCAGGUGCGUGAACUGGAGACUUUUAAUGCGCAGUACUUGGACAAGGUGGUGGAUUUGGAAAGCACCAUCAAGACCAUGCCUGGACUGAAAAACCUCGUCGAGAAGUACAAGAAUCAGGUUGUGGAACUUGAGACGGCCAACGUCCAAGCCAGUUCCAACCUGAACGUGAAGGAACAGAAAAUCAAGCGACUACAAGAAGAGCUUGACAGUGCGCUGGGUGGCAAGGAGUUUCUCGAGUCUCAAAUGGAGGAGCUUCGCACACAGCUUGCAAGCAUGCAGUAUCGGGAAAGCAAUGACGACUCAAUGUCUGCAGGCGAGAGUAGCGCAACGCAUGGAGGAGGUCUAAGUGCUGACAUGCUGCUCGGGCGUGACUCUGUCAUUGGCAUGAGAGAGCGAGUCGCUCGUUUGGAGCGUGAAAACGCCGAGUUGAAGAGUGGCAACGUCGACGCAGGCCAGGCAGAGUUGGCCAACGAACUGGACAUGGCAUUGAAGACAAAGGAGUCGCUCCAGGUGUCUCUAUUCCAGAUGCAGAAACAAAAUGACCAGCUGUCCGAAGACCUGCGAAACGCUCGGAUCCAAAACGAGCAACUUCAGCAAAUGCUGGCGCUGAUGCAACAGACUCAGGUCCAACCCCAACAGCAACAGCAGCACCAACAGUGGCAGAGUGCACCAGAUGGAUCGGAGCCGAUGCAGGUCUCGAACGAUAUGGCUGCUGGUGAAGGUCUAGCGAUGACAGGAACUGCUGGCUUUGCGUCAGCUGCCACUCUGGAACCUGGCAUUGCUAUGGGACCAGGUGGAGCCCUGCAAGCACCUGUACCCGUUGCUGGUGCCGUCGUGGUGACCAGCAGCAACAAUGCACUCUCAUCAGCCCAGAUUGCCGAAUACCAGGAUAAGCUGGGGAAACUGGAAAUCGAAGCGGAAGCAGUGGACUCGCUCCGCGCAACUGUGACUGAGUUGACGAAGCGUCUAAAGGAAAAAGAGUCUGUGAUCAACGAGCUGUCGGAGCAGCGCGCGAAGCUGGAAAACUACACGAAGAAAACACUCCAUGCUGUCCAGACAAAGUACAUGGUCGCAGUGAGCUCACACCGCAACCAGGUCAACGAGAAGCAGGAGCGUGUCGAUUUCUUGGAGAAAAAGAUGAAGGACGUCCGUGCCUCGUACUCGCGCGAGCAAGCACUCAUGAUGUCGUCAUUCUACGAGAUUGGAACUGAGAUGCAGCGGCGUACGAUGAUGCCACAGGGCCCGGCUCCUGGUGCUCCGGGCACCGGAUCGUGGCUUGCAAACAAGAGGACAGAAGAGCGUGCGAAAAGACGACAAGGAGCGUGA
Hyaloperonospora brassicae is the source of this 2382-nucleotide messenger RNA. NCBI's taxonomy places the organism in Eukaryota, Oomycota, Peronosporomycetes, Peronosporales, Peronosporaceae. The record is from the annotation of a GenBank genome assembly.